This is a messenger RNA of Trichoderma atroviride IMI 206040, 2638 nucleotides long. RefSeq lists its product as uncharacterized. NCBI's taxonomy places the organism in Eukaryota, Fungi, Ascomycota, Sordariomycetes, Hypocreales, Hypocreaceae. The record is from RefSeq and is a predicted model, not a curated record. Gene Ontology annotation, biological process: protein phosphorylation. Gene Ontology annotation, molecular function: protein kinase activity; ATP binding. Gene Ontology annotation, cellular component: cytoplasm; nucleus.
GCAGCCGUCUAUCGUAUCGCAUUCGCUCCUUGGCCUCCAUCUUUUUUUUUCAUCCUUCUCUUUUAUUAUCUGCGCCCGUCCCUCACUUUAUCUAUUUCAUUCCAUCGAGCGGUCUUGCUGGUACCGUCACCAUGUCGUGGAAGCUGACCAAGAAGCUCAAGGACACGCACCUCGGCCCGCUGAGCGCGUUUUCCCGGUCGCCGUCGACUUCCACCAUCACCGACAAAGAUGAAAAGGGGACCAGCCCCGGCGCCACCACGCCGACCAGCGAGACUGUUCCCGGCGGCGCAGAGGCCCUGUCACAAGCGCCGGUCGUCAAGAAGCCCGGCAUCUUGGUCGUUACCAUCCACGAAGGCCAGGGCUUCUCUCUGCCCGAGCAACACAGAAGCGCAUUCGCAUCCAGCCACCAGAGCUCGCGCUCCUCGGGCGGCGCCUUGACCGGCUCUGUGCGCCCAGAUUCCCAGCGCAUUGCUGGGUCAUAUAGCAACGGCGCGAGGCCGCAUUCUUCUGGCGGCGGAUUUGGCCUUUUGCCGACCAACCACGGCCGCAUUUCCGGCAAAUACAUGCCCUAUGCGCUCAUCGACUUCGACAAGGUGCAGGUGUUUGUCAAUUCGGUCGAAGGAAACCCCGAGAACCCCCUGUGGGCUGGUUCAAAUACACAGUACAAGUUUGACGUUUCAAGAGUGACGGAGCUGGUGAUUCAUCUGUACAUGCGGAACCCUGCUGCCCCCCCUGGGGCCGGACGAAGCCAAGACAUCUUCCUGGGCGUGGCCCGGAUAAACCCCAAGUUUGAGGAGAGACAGCACACCACCGACGACGCAAAGGCUAGCAAAAAGGACCGCGAAAAGGCGUCCGAUGCCCAGCGCCAAAAGGGAGAGGGCCAUGCUGGCGUUGAGUGGGUCGAUGUCCAGUACGGCACGGGCAAGAUCAAGGUUGGCGUCGAGUUCGUGGAGACACGGGCGGGAAAGCUCAAGAUUGAAGACUUUGAACUGCUCAAGGUGGUGGGCAAAGGCAGUUUCGGCAAGGUGAUGCAGGUGCGCAAGAAGGACACGAACCGUAUUUACGCGCUCAAGACGAUUCGAAAAGCGCACAUCAUCUCUCGAUCAGAGGUCGCCCAUACCCUGGCCGAGCGGUCUGUGCUGGCGCAGAUUAACAAUCCCUUCAUCGUCCCCCUCAAGUUCAGUUUCCAAUCGCCCGAGAAGCUGUAUUUUGUUCUGGCCUUUGUCAACGGAGGAGAGCUCUUCCACCAUCUGCAAAAGGAGCAUCGCUUUGACGUUAACAGGUCAAGGUUUUACACUGCAGAGCUUCUGUGCGCUUUGGAGUGCUUGCACGGAUUUAGCGUCAUCUACCGAGACUUGAAGCCGGAGAACAUCUUGCUGGAUUACCAGGGCCAUAUUGCGCUCUGCGAUUUCGGCCUCUGCAAGCUGGACAUGAAGGACGAGGACCGAACGAAUACGUUCUGCGGUACCCCUGAAUACCUCGCCCCCGAGCUUCUGCUUGGCCAGGGAUACAACAAGACUGUCGACUGGUGGACGCUGGGCGUUUUGCUCUACGAAAUGUUGACUGGCCUCCCCCCCUUCUACGACGAGAACACCAACGAAAUGUACAGAAAGAUUCUGUCUGAGCCGCUGCAUUUCUCCGACGUAGUGCCCCCGGCUGCCAAGGACCUUUUGACCAAGCUGCUGAACCGGGACCCAAAGAAGCGACUUGGUGCUAACGGCUCGGCCGAGAUCAAGGCCCAUCCGUUCUUCCACGAUAUUGACUGGCGCAAGCUCCUACAGCGCAAGUACGAGCCUACAUUCAAGCCCAGCGUGGCGGAUGCCAUGGACACAACCAACUUUGACGACGAUUUCACAGGAGAAGUCCCCCAGGACUCAUAUGUAGACGGACCUAUGCUAUCACAGACGAUGCAGGACCAGUUCCAAGGAUUCAGCUAUAACCGCCCGAUUGCGGGCCUGGGAGAUGCCGGCGGAAGUGUCAGGGACCCCUCGUUUGUGGGCAGCCUCCAGGACAAUUGAGCUUUUCAGGGCAGCAUUUUAUUUUCGGCGAAUACCAAUUUGAGUUGAGAACUAGACUAGAAGCAUGGAUUUGAAGCGAAUGGGAGGAUGAAGGCGAAGAAGUGACUUGAGCGCGACUGUUUUGAUGCCAUGGCUUUCAUCAAGACUACCAAGCGAAGCUGAGGGGACAGAGAAAGCGUUGCGGGAGGAGGGAUGUGAGGCUCGGGUUCAUAUUUGGCUUGAAACAAUGCAUGAGAACCACAUGUUAUAUGGAGUUUUAGCAGGAAUCAUGAUUUUUAUCAGCCCUUUACCUUUGUUUGUCUCUGCGACUGGAGUGACAAGAACUAAAAUUGCAGCCAACUGUAAGGCAUGGAGCUGGCCAAUGUUAUAUCCCGUCUUGUCGGUGCCUAUCCAAAAAGUGCCAAGAAUCAAUUAGGCAAAUGCGGAUGCAGCAUCAUUAGAAGUUGUUCUUGUAAGGGAGGAUGCAAGUUGAAGCUGAAUCAAAUUGCGGCAUGUCAGCACGUGUAUACACGUAUAAUUCCCAUACGUCCCCACCAAUACUUGAUACCUAGAUUCCUUCUGCCUUGAAGUCUUGAAGACUUGAUUAAGAAAUUCAUGUACGGCAACGACAGCGUAGAGGC